This is a messenger RNA of Metarhizium album ARSEF 1941, 1185 nucleotides long. RefSeq names its product tRNA wybutosine-synthesizing protein. Gene Ontology annotation, molecular function: tRNA methyltransferase activity; S-adenosylmethionine-dependent methyltransferase activity. The transcript has a single exon. The record is from RefSeq and is a predicted model, not a curated record. Gene Ontology annotation, cellular component: cytoplasm. Gene Ontology annotation, biological process: tRNA methylation; wybutosine biosynthetic process. NCBI's taxonomy places the organism in Eukaryota, Fungi, Ascomycota, Sordariomycetes, Hypocreales, Clavicipitaceae. Bases 1 to 1185 code for a protein of 394 amino acids.
AUGCCCAGGCGUCAGCCUCAGCCAGAUCCAAUCCAAACCGCCAUCUCAACAUGGCUCACUCCCCUCGGCCCCCCAACAGACAAUGAGCCCACGGCCUGGAGGAAGUGUCUGUGCGAUAAUGCGCCCAAGAGGUUCACGAUAUACGAGCCCAUGGCGCUCUUACCCGCCGGCAGCUUCGCCAAUGCCCCGUGGACCGCCGAGCUCCAACGACGGAAUGCCGCGACCACCAACUUACUCUGGGAGCUGAUUCUGGGAGAACUCUCCAAGACUGGUCAAUCCGCCCUGCGAUUGACGCACCUGGCGGCCAACGAGGGCAUUCCGCUGCAGAGCCGGGACGGGACGGGGGAAAACACACUACGCAGUCCGAGUGGCCUGCGAAUUCUGUAUGGUGACUUUGGCGCCGGUGCCCCAAGCAGGAUUCCUCCUUCCGAGGAGGACUUUGGGAAGGCAUUCUGGGUAUCUGCCAAACAAAACGGGAUAUCCCAGACGUGGGCUCCCCGUUGGACAAUGUUCAGCAGAGGCAACGUCAAGGAAAAGGCCCGCCUGCUCCAGUUCCCCGCGGCUUCUGGCAGGAGACGCGACGGCGACCAGUCACAAGAUGCGUGGGCGGUGGAUCUCUACGCCGGCAUCGGAUACUUUGCAUUCUGUUACGCCAGACUGGGGUUCAGAGUGCUCUGUUGGGAACUCAACCCGUGGAGCGUGGAGGCUCUUCGCCGUGGAGCACGUCUGAAUAAUUGGAGUGUCGAGGUCGUCGAGGGGGACAGGCUGAAGAAACCAGUGGCUGAGAUCGUGAAGAGUACUGCCGCGAUUGUGGUGUUUGCCGAGAGCAACGAGAAUGCGCGCUGGAGGGCGGAGGGCAUGAAGAGGGAGGGGAGAUGGCUGCGGGACGUACGGCAUGUCAACUGCGGGUUGUUGCCUACGAGUAGGAUGACGUGGGAUGUCUCGCUGUUCCUGACGAGGAGCACGACCAUGGGUGGGCGGGCGGCGUGGCUGCAUCUUCACGAGAAUGUGGGCGAUGCUGAGAUUGACGCGAGGAAGCAGGAGAUACAGACACUGUUGGGGGAGAACCAGGAUGAAAAGAGGUUGACGAGAGCGAUUACGGUGGAGAGGGUGGAAAAGGUCAAGUCGUACGCACCUGGUGUAUGGCAUUGCGUGUUUGAUGUGCAUAUUGCUGUCAAGUCUUGA